This is a messenger RNA of Diversispora eburnea, 1235 nucleotides long. Lineage: Eukaryota; Fungi; Glomeromycota; Glomeromycetes; Diversisporales; Diversisporaceae. The record is from the annotation of a GenBank genome assembly.
UUAUGAAAAAAUUUUUUAAACGUGUUAUUAAAAGGAAAGAAGCUUGUAAAGAUUCUAAAAAUAAAAUUAAAGAUGAAAUCAAGGAUGAUGAUGAUAAUAACAAAAAAUCACGAAAAACGUUUUGGAAAAGAAUGUUAAAAUCGAAAAACAAAAGGAAAUUACGAAAAGAAAAUAUCUUGUUACAAAAUUCUCCAACAAUAUUAUUAAUACCAAUUGAUAUUUUACAUGAAAUAUUUUAUUAUCUUCAAAAUGAUCUUCAUUCUUUACAUUCGUGUUUACGAGUUUCCAAACAAUGGUGUCAAGCGAUAAUUCCAAUAUUUUGGAGUAAACCAUUUCGUGAAAAUAAAAGUUCCGUUAAUGUGGUUAAUACAUUUUUAAAAUGUUUAAAUAAACAAGAAAAAAAUAAUUUAACAUACAAUCUUGGUAAUCUUGACGAUGGUGAUGGUGAUGGUAAUAAUCUCGAUAUCGAUAUUCUUGACGAUCGUAGUACAGUAUUAUUUCAAUAUGCGAAUUUUUUAAGAGAAAUCACAUUAUGUCGUCUUUUCCUAACAAAUAGUAAAUCACUUCGUUCAUUAUCACUUGAUUUUUAUAAUUCAUCCAAAUUUAAAUCAUAUCCAUACUUUCCAUAUCACAAAAUGGCCAAACAAUUCUUAACGAAUCUUUGUGAAUUGACAAUUCAUUAUCAUUUAUCUCGUCGUGAUUUAUUUAUGGAUUUUCAAGAAUAUUGUAAAAAUUUAAAAAGACUUGAAUUAAUUGAUUACACUUGGAAGAAUUUACCCGAGAAACGACAUGAUUCAGUUAGAAAAUUAAUACAAAAUCAAAAUGGAUUACAAUAUUUAAAAAUUUAUGGAUACGGAGAAUGUUGUAUAGUGAAACCGAUGAUAGGAUUAAGUUAUCAAUCAAAAUCUUUAGUUCAUUUUGAAUUAAUUUAUUAUAAUUUGGUUUCAUUAAAAUUAGUUGGACCUUAUGGACAUGAGAGAGAAUUUAAAGAAUUUUUACCACAAUUAAGUAGUUUACUCCCUUUAACGUUGAGGAAUUUAAGUUUGGACUUAAGUUGGGUGAUUUUUGAUAAUUUAGAUGAAUUCUUGAAGAAUUGUAAGCCACCAUUAAAUAGUUUUUAUAUUGGAGGAUGGAAAAGGCAAAUGCCGAUUAAUCAUUUAUUAAUAAUUAAGAAAUAUUUGAAAGAGAAAAGGAAAGGAAUUGAAUUUUAUGAAUUUGUUAAAGAUAUCACAUAA